UGGCGCGGCCUCGGGGCCGGUAGCGCGGCGGCGGGCACCGCGGGAAAGCCAUGGCCCGCCGGCGCCGCCGCGCUUGCAUCGCCCUCUUCCUGGUGCUGCUCUUCGCUUUCGGCACGCUCAUGGGGUUGCGCACGCUCAAGGCCCCGGACGGGCUGCCGGCGCUAGGCCCGGGCCCGGAGCUAGCACCCUUUGAGCGGCGUCCGGAGGGGAACCCUGCGCCCGCCCGCGCCCCGGCUGCCCCCGCCGCGCCGCCGCCCCCGCCGCCGCGCACCAUCGCCCCCCGCGCCUCGGUGGGCCCGGCCGAGGCCGAUCCCGCUCCCCGGCAGAGCCUGCGCGUCUACUCCGACCUGCACGCCUUUUACUACUCGUGGUACGGGAGUCCCCGGCGGGAGGGCCACUACAUCCACUGGGACCAUGUCAUGGUGCCGCACUGGGACCCCAAGAUCUCGGCCAGCUACCCGCGUGGCCGCCACAGCCCUCCAGAUGACUUGGGCUCCAGCUUCUACCCGGAGUUGGGGCCUUAUAGCUCGCGGGACCCCGACGUGCUACGAGAGCACAUGACCCAGCUCAAAGAAGCCGCCAUCGGAGUUUUGGUUCUCUCCUGGUACCCUCCUGGCAUGGCUGAUGAUAACGGGGAGCCCUCAGAUGAUCUGGUACCUGCCAUUCUGGAUACUGCCCAUCAGUACAACAUCCAGGUGGCCUUUCACAUUCAGCCUUACAAGGGCCGGGAUGACGUCACUGUUCAUGACAACAUCAAGUACAUCAUUGACACGUACGGCUCCCACGGCGCGUUUUACCGUUAUAAGAACAGCAUGGGCAAGAGUCUCCCACUCUUUUAUAUCUACGACUCCUAUCUGACAUCCCCUGAGGCCUGGGCCCAUCUCCUGACGCAAAACGGGCCUCACUCGAUCCGCAACACUCCUUAUGACGGGGUCUUCAUAGCUCUGCUGGUGGAAGAGGGCCACACUCAUGACAUCCUUGCCGCAGGAUUCGAUGGAAUGUACACCUACUUUGCCUCCAAUGGCUUUUCCUUUGGUUCCUCCCAUCAGAACUGGAAAGCUGUGAAGACCUUCUGCGAUACCAACAACCUGAUGUUCAUUCCUAGCGUGGGGCCUGGGUACAUCGACACCAGCAUCCGGCCCUGGAACAACCAUAAUACUCGGAACAGGGUCAAUGGCAAGUACUACGAGACAGCCCUGCAGGCGGCCCUGACCGUGAGACCUGAGAUCGUCUCCAUCACCUCUUUCAACGAGUGGCACGAAGGCACACAGAUCGAGAGGGCUGUUCCCAAAAAGACGCCAACUCGCCUGUAUUUGGACUACCUGCCUCACAAGCCCGGCUUGUAUUUAGAGCUGACCCGCCGCUGGGCGGAGCACUUCAUCAAGGAAAAGGAACAAUGGCUGAUGUGAGGGGCUACCACCCAAACCUCGCCAUGACAGGUCGACAUGCUGGUUCAGCUGAGGACAUAGGCACUCACUAUUCCCAAGCAGCAACUGGGUGCUUGUGGGUGGGCCAGCCAGCCCAUGGAGAACAGCUCGGCCCCCGGACUUGUGCUGGGAGGCAAGGCCUGAUGAAGGGGGAGGCUGGCAAGUGGCUGCACGGGACUCAAGGCAGCUCCACAUCCCUCUGAGCCUUCACCUGUGGCAGGUAGUUGUUAGUGGAGUUGUGCAGGCCACUGUGCUUAGAAGGGUCUCAGGGCUCUGGGCUGACAUGCACCUUAUUUCCUCUGGACAGCCUACAUCUCAGGCCACCUCCCACGUCUUGCUGAGCACAGGGAACCAUAUUUGAUGAUUCUAAGAAGGGGACUUUAAGGUCCUUCCAGUAGAGUCCUGUGUCCCAUUACCAGGAAACACUGAGCACCCACACUCAUCACUAAGCACCUGCCUGUCAGGUGCUGGGAAUUCGAGCAAGUUCCCUUCCCAAAGCUUACAGGAUCCCGCUUUUGGUGUAGCUAGCACCCUGGCUGUUUUGCUCUUUGCAGCUACAACCAGGUCUGGGAGCUCAGCUAUUUUUCUUCCAAGAAAAUACCUCUGCUUCAGAGCCUUUCCCAGAUGAACAUUUAGCCGCAGAAGGCAGGGAGGGACAGGACUAGGUCACCCACUUCCUUCAGCCAUUUAGGCUGGGGAGGCCACUCACUAGGGUAACUUGCAGUGCUACUGUGAUUUGUAUUAAAUAUGAAAUGGUGUUUGCCAGUA
Messenger RNA from Psammomys obesus (fat sand rat), 2195 nucleotides. RefSeq names its product mannosidase endo-alpha like (gene Maneal). The coding region runs from base 51 to 1409 and encodes 452 amino acids. Gene Ontology annotation, cellular component: Golgi apparatus. The transcript has 4 exons. NCBI's taxonomy places the organism in Eukaryota, Metazoa, Chordata, Mammalia, Rodentia, Muridae. The record is from RefSeq and is a predicted model, not a curated record. Gene Ontology annotation, molecular function: alpha-mannosidase activity.